Molecule: messenger RNA, 2838 nt
Organism: Gasterosteus aculeatus aculeatus (three-spined stickleback)
Lineage: Eukaryota; Metazoa; Chordata; Actinopteri; Perciformes; Gasterosteidae
Source: RefSeq, a predicted model, not a curated record
AUAGUAGAAGAAGAAGACUUCCGGGUUGGUUUGUUUUGCUUUUGUUGUCCCGGCAGUUAACUUCAAGCUAAACAUGUCAGCUACAGAGGACGACACCGAGCUGCGGGACCUGCUGAUCCAGAACCUGGAGAACAACGGAGUCCUCAACAAGCUCAAGGCAGAGAUGAGGGCAGCUGUUUUCCUGGCGAUGGAGGAGCAGGACAAACUGGAGAAUAAAAGUCCUCUAGUCAACGAGAACCUGAAGAAAUGUCUCAACACCAGAGACGGACGUCUGGUGGCCGGUCUCAUCGUUGACUUCCUGCAGGUCUUUAACCUCGACUUCAGCCUGGCAGUGUUCCAGCCGGAGACCAACUCGGCGAGUCUCAACAGCGUGGACAGUCGUGAAGUUGUCUGUAGAGAUCUUGGUCUCUCAGAGUCUGAGGUGAACAGGAAGUGUCCUCUGCUGCUGGAGCUGGUGACGAGAGGACGACACAAAGCUUCUGAGGAGCCGUCUCAGAAACGCAUCACACUCGCUCAGAAGACGUUUGACCUCUACGACAAGGACGGGAGCGGCUCGGUUGGAAGAGAAGAUGUGAAGAACGUCUUCACAGAUCUGUUCCCCGGUCUGAACAAGACCAUGUUGGAGCACUUCAUCACCGAUGAGCUCCGCGCUGCAGACCAGAGCUUCCCCUGCACUGUUGACUUCCAGAUGUUCGUGGGUUUCUACAAGCGUCUCUUCUCCCAGUGCCGAGCUGUGGUGUUUCAGGACUCCUCGGGUGGGUCUCCUGAGCAGAAGGUCCACUCGCCUGUCAGUAAGCACCUGGACAGUAAGGCCUCUCUGGGUAAAGUAGACGUCCAGCUGCCACGGUCCAGACCCGGUGGGGCGUCUCUGGGCCCCGAGAGGAGGCACGUAGACCAGGAGGAGGAGGAGGAGGAGGAGGAGGAGGAGGAGGGCGGAGAUUCGUUCUUUGACGACCCGAUGCCCAAACCACAGAAGACCUACGGCUGUAACGUCCCCCUGAGGAAGGCGUGUCUCUCUGCGCCGGUUGUGUCCCCCAUGAGGAGGGACAGAAGCCUUAGCGAGUGAGUCGCUACGUCCUCGUGUCUGAACAGACCGGUUUCCCAGCAUGCAUCAGUGUGGCUGUUAACUGUGUAACUCAGUGUGAAAGAACGAACGAACGUGAUGAAAAUUGGAUUCAGCCAAACAACUUCUGUCGUUGUGGUAGAUUUAUUUGUCAGAUCACAGCUCAAGUAUCAGCGCUGCGUUUGCAAAGGCAGGAGCCGUUCUGUCGCCCGCAGGCCGAAGAACAACUGACUGACAUCAGGAAGAACGCUGCGUUUUGUACUUGUUAGAUAUAGAAGAAAAGAUUCUAUUGGCGUGGGGGAGGAGCAGGUCCUCCUCUCGUCCUUAUCAGACCUGCGUCUGCCCGGUUGCCACUUUCUGCUUUGCCCUCUGACCUUGGACUCCUCAAGACAGUGACUCCCUAAAUGAGCCCUAAGAACCCCUUUGAUUACGUUCACCCUCAUUGGUCACUGCUGCUGAAGCUCUGGUCUUUAACGCUUUAACCUAUGAAGUCGUUAACCCGCGCGUCAUGUCAUCGGUAGGCUGAACCCUGAGAUAUAAACCGCCUUUGACGUUGUGGGACAUCAGUGAGACGUCUCAGAGGACGACUGUAACCAAGUCAUUGAAGACUCGUGUGCUCUGAGGUGGAGGGGGUCAAACAGUCAGUCUCUGUGAGGACAGUAAAGGACUAAAGGGACAUGUUUGUCUAGCCGGCCAGCGUUUGUGAGACAAGGAGAAAAGGUGAUGCGGUGACCAGCGUUAAGACGUCUACAGCGUCUCCAUUUCUCCAUCCUUUCUAUUCUGGAUUAUUAUCAUUAUUAUUACGUGAACAGAUAAUCAGUUCAGACUUUUGGUCAGAUCAUCAAAGACCGUGUUUCUAAAAGCUCGAGGGUUCAUCAGACGUGGAUGUGGAGGCGAAACACGCUUUGACUCCAUGUGAAGUUUGUUAGACGAAACCAAACUGCACCGAGCCUCGUUUGUAUGAUCGAUUAUUCUACUUUGCCGUCCUUUUUUGAUUACUGUCCUCAUCCCGCUGUGUCCCCUUUUUACAUACAGGGAGAGGACGUGUUUACGUACAGCGAGAGGACGUGUUUACGUACAGCGAGAAGACGUGUUUACGUACAGCGAGAGGACGUGUUUACGUACACGGAGAGGACGUGUUUACGUACAGGGAGAGGACGUGUUUACGUACAGCGAGAGGACGUGUUUACGUACAGCGAGAGGACGUGUUUACGUACAGCGAGAGGACGUGUUUACGUACAGCGAGAGGACGUGUUUACGUACAGGGAGAGGACGUGUUUACGUACAGGGAGAGGACGUGUUUACGUACAGGGAGAGGACGUGUUUACGUACAGCGAGAGGACGUGUUUACGUACAGGGAGAGGACGUGUUUACGUACAGGGAGAGGACGUGUUUACGUACAGCGAGAGGACGUGUUUACGUACAGGGAGAGGACGUGUUUACGUACUUGGAGAGGACGUGUUUACGUACAGCGAGAGGACGUGUUUACGUACAGCGAGAGGACGUGUUUACGUACAGCGAGAGGACGUGUUUACGUACAGGGAGAGGACGUGUUUACGUACAGGGAGAGGACGUGUUUACGUACAGCGUGAGGACGUGUUUACGUACAGGGAGAGGACGUGUUUACGUACAGGGAGAGGACGUGUUUACGUACAGCGUGAGGACGUGUUUACGUACAGCGAGAGGACGUGUUUACGUACAGCGUGAGGACGUGUUUACGUACAGGGAGAGGACGUGUUUACGUAGAUGGAGAGGACGUGUUUACGUACAGCGAG